Molecule: messenger RNA, 2335 nt
Organism: Leptosomus discolor (cuckoo roller)
Lineage: Eukaryota; Metazoa; Chordata; Aves; Leptosomiformes; Leptosomidae
Source: RefSeq, a predicted model, not a curated record
AUUUCAUUUUGAUGACCAAGAUACUCCUGCUGCAGUGAAGAGCCACGUGGAAGCUGAAAAUUUGGAAGGACCUCAGACUGGGAGGGAUGAGCAGGUUGUUCUCGUGCAAAGAACAAAAUGUAUUGCUACGUCUUCUGUACAGAAAGAGAAAUCUUUCUCUUCGAUCGUCUUAACAGCUGUAGCAAAGGGAACGCUUGGAAAAAGGUAUUCAGCCUCAAUAUCACCGCCACCGCCUCCUCCUGUGAAAGAUGAAGAUGCAGAAAUAAAAAACAAAUGUGAAUUUUUAAUUGAUGAAUCAGAUGGUUUAUCUCUUAAUUCUUGGUUUUCAAUACCACGUAAGAACAAAAAAUCAAAAAAAGGUGGCUCUGCGACUCCUGUUUCUAAAUCUCAGCCCUCUGAAAAGGAGAAGACAGAGAGUAAGAAGGGCAAGAACAGAAAAGUACAGGCUGAAGCACUUACUGAGCAGAAAGUGGAUGAUUUGGAUGUCAGAGUAUAUGACUUCAAACGAACAUCAGAAUCAGAUCCAGUCUCUAACAGUGAAGGAAAGGUCCUUAAAUCUCAGAGGCGAAAUAGUAGUCGUGUGGGAGAGACUAAAAAGGAUGCACUUAGACAAGGCUCUCUGAACCAGAAAAAGGACAAGUCCUGGAAACCAGAAGCUGACGAUCUGGUGUUGUCACAGUCUAGGUUGGAAACAAAAGCAUCUGAUGCAGAACAGUGUAAAACAAGGGUGAUGCCAAGUGAGGAUUUGCCCGUGCCCUCAGCUGGGCAUCAGCAAGAGUGGACUGUGUCUCCAAAAAAGAAUUGCACAUCUUCCAAACGUCUGCAGUCGGCUUCAAAAGCUUCUCAGCAUUUAGUUCACAAGAAACAAACUGCUAAGCAGAAACUUCCAAAAGGUACAGUAGCUAAGAGACUGGCAGGAAGUCCGAGAAAGAAGCUUAAAAAAUCUGAGAAGAAAAGUGGUAAUAAAAAGCCUCAGUUACAAAGAGAGGAGAGUUCUGGCAGUGAACUUGGUGAAGAAGAGCUUGAAAGAGAGCCUGUAAAAUCGCCUGAAGUGUUUACCUCACCCCUGCAUCAGAAAAUACAGAGUUCUGAGUCUGAAAAGCCUAAAAAUGUAUCACACACAUUGGAGUCGCUUAGUGAUGCAAAUAAAAAAACUCCUGUGAAAGCACUACAACAUCUCACAGACAGUGUGAAGGAUUCUGAAAAGAAACAGUUGCCAGCUACGUCUUCAGGGAAGAUACCCAAAAAAAUUCAUCUCAGAACCUGUCAGUGGAUUUGCACAAGCCCUGAGAGCACGGAGUCUCAAACGGAUUCUGACAGCUCUUCUGUACAGAACAUGGCAAGAAAACCCCAGAAGUUACCAGAUGUGAAAAUAAAAAGGAACAAAAGAAAACGUAACAUGCCACAUGGACUACAAGGUUCCUUUGCAGCUGAGAAGUCUACCCGUUGUGAAAGAAAUACCAGUGCUCCUAGAACUGGUAACAACUGCACUAAUAAAGUCGCUUGCUGUAAUGUUCCUUUGACAUUUGACAUAUUCAAGGAGGUGUAUUUUUUUUUUUUUACUUCCAGAAAUAAGUCUUGUGAGCAGGAUAAUACAUUUUCAGAUAGUUCUGAAGAUUUGAAUUCUCAAUUGAAAGAUCUGUUGUCAGACGACAUGGCAAGACAUAAAAUAGUAAUGCCUUCCAACACACCUAACGUUCGUCGGACAAAAAGGAUACGAUUGAGACCUCUGGAAUAUUGGCGAGGCGAGCGUAUAAACUAUACGAUGAGGCCUUCAGGGGGUCUUAUGAUUAGUGGAAUAGUAUGUCCAGAAACAGAACCUCACAGGAAGAUUAAACGGAGGAAGCGUGAUCAGAAGCAGAAAAGAGAUGAAACAAGAAGUGAGAUACCUGCAAAUUUGUGUUACACCCUUGCUGAUACUUCUAAGCCAACCGCUGUUCUGGACCCAGUAACAAAUGAGGAAAUACUUCUAGAAUGUAUUAACACCAAAAGCAGUCACUCAUGCUUCUACAAAGAUGAAUCGGUAGAGAUAUAUAAAAAUUUGAAUACAUCUGAUUUUGCCACUGGUAAAUUGAUUUUGAAACCAUUGAAAGAAAAGGGACACCAGUUUGUCCACAUGGAUACAAUAGCUUUCCAUGUUAUCCAUGGUAAAAUUGUUGUUACCUUGCAUAAGACACCAUAUUGUCUGACUACAGGGGACAAUUUCUAUGUUCCAGCAGGAAAUGGAUAUAACAUACUUAAUCUUCUGAAUGAAGACAGUGUUCUUUUCUUCACACAACUCAAAAAAGACAGACCAAAAGAAAGAAGCAUGUUGUUGGAGACCUCUUCCCCAUAA